ACUGUGGAGAGCACAGGUGCGCAUUCAGACACAUGACUCAGGAACUCCAGGUGCAAACGCAAACCUGGAGUUUUGAUGUUCUGAUGCUGGGAGGAAAGGGGGGAACAUCUGAGGUCAGAGGUCACCAUGGCUCUGGAAGUGUACGAGACAAUAUUCACAGCCAAACAGCAGCAGCAGAAGAGCCUGUUCCUGAACUACAGGAACCUGAGCAUGUUCCCGUCCGACCUGCUGGGGGACGAAGGCCUGCACUUCCUGGAGAGGAUCUACAUGAAGUGGAACACGCUCACCACCCUGCCAGAAAACCUCAGCCAGAAGCUGCCUAACCUCGUAGAGCUGUACCUGCGUUCCAACAGCAUGGUCGUGGUUCCUGAAGCCAUCUGCGACCUGUCCAAGCUGCAGUCCCUGGACCUGAGUGACAAUGCCCUGCAGAACAUCUGUCCCGAGAUUCGCAGACUGAGGUCCCUGCGUCACCUGAGGCUGGCCAACAACCGGCUCAAAUCCUUGCCUCCAGAGCUGGGAGACCUGAAGGAGCUGGAGACCCUGGACGUGUCCAUGAACCUGCUGAGCGCGCUGCCGGAGCGGCUGCACCGGUGCCACGCCCUGCAGUGUCUAACCGCCGACCGCAACAACCUGCGCUGCCUCCCGCGCCAGCUCUGCCAGCUGCACAGCCUCAACGAGCUCUCCAUGGCCGCCAACCGCCUGGCCACCCUGCCCCUGGAUCUAGGGCGCUCACCGCAUCUGCAGUUUGUCUUUGUCGACAACAAUGUUCACCUCAAGGGGCUCCCCUCCUACCUGUACAGCAAGGUGAUUGGCUGCAGUGGGUGCGGGCUGUCGGGGCAGGUGUCGGAGCUGAGGCUGCUCUCUGUGGCUCUCGGGGAGGUGAGCAUCCCACUGCCGCUGGAGGUGCCGGCCGUGGGCUCAGAGACAGACGCUGUGGUGCCCCUGCAGGAGCUGGCCAUGAGGGCCCUGCACCACGCCCAGACUUCCAGCUCGCUCUGCGGGGAUGUGAACUCCCGGCCGCAGAUCCCAAUACCCAGAACCCUCCUGGAGCUCUUGGGGUGCCCUGUGGGUCAUUGUCACCACUGCAGGCAGUCCAUGUUUACUGUUGUGUACCCCAAGAUCUUCCCUCUGAGAGAGACGGCGCUGGCGGGCGUGCACCUCAGGACCAGAGUCAGCUUUGUGGCAUACUGCUGCUCCAUCCAGUGUGUCCGGGCCUUUGACCUUCAGAUCUGACCACGGGAGGUGGAGGCACACUCUAACGGACCACAGACCAUACCCGCUGCGGCUGACCUCAGGGCUUGGACGAAGUGACCCUGUCAAUCUUCCUUGUCACACUGCAAGAACAAGCCAGUCUCAUCCGCAUAGAUUAAUUCUCAGAAACGCAGCCAGUC
Megalops cyprinoides (Indo-Pacific tarpon) is the source of this 1391-nucleotide messenger RNA. RefSeq names its product leucine-rich repeat-containing protein 28-like. Gene Ontology annotation, molecular function: protein binding. The coding region runs from base 127 to 1233 and encodes 368 amino acids. The record is from RefSeq and is a predicted model, not a curated record. Lineage: Eukaryota; Metazoa; Chordata; Actinopteri; Elopiformes; Megalopidae. The transcript has 10 exons.